AUGUUGUCAAAAUUCCUGCGUGUAACUGGUCGGUGCGAGGCGUGUCUCUUCAGUGCGAAGUCCCUAGUAAAUCCUCAGAGGUUCCCGGCUCCAUCGAAGCCUCUAGUGAUCCCGACCAAAGUGAUCUCCCAUUUGCUGCAGCCCCAUGUACCGGUCCCUGCAAAGCCUCUAGUGACGCAGACCCGCGUGAUGUCCCACCUGAUUCCCCCCAGCCAGUACGACAUGCCGUGGUCCAAGAAACUGCAGAUGCUGUACGUGAUGAGAGUGUACUGGGAGACCAUACCGCUGUUCUUAACAACUUUCUUCGCUCUUGGCGUAUUGUUCUGUGCUAUCGCUUGGGCUAUCAACAAUAAGGUGGAUGCAGUUUUCCACACGCACAGCCGCGGAAACAUCUCCCGCACCAUGGACCUCCGCAAUCCGGAGUACCACAAGAUAAUGAUCAUCAACCAACGGUACGCGCCCUGGCCAGAAAUGCAAGACGUGCUGGACAAGAUGAAUGAGGCUGAGAAGAGGGCGUUGACCCGCGCGCAGUCCUGCUCCACGCCUUAG
Molecule: messenger RNA, 549 nt
Organism: Amyelois transitella
Lineage: Eukaryota; Metazoa; Arthropoda; Insecta; Lepidoptera; Pyralidae
Exons: 3
Coding region: 1-549 (182 amino acids)
Source: RefSeq, a predicted model, not a curated record